This is a messenger RNA of Sarcophilus harrisii (Tasmanian devil), 3955 nucleotides long. It is a transcript of the gene PMS2, whose product is annotated as PMS1 homolog 2, mismatch repair system component. The transcript has 16 exons. The record is from RefSeq and is a predicted model, not a curated record. Gene Ontology annotation, cellular component: MutLalpha complex. The coding region runs from base 536 to 2785 and encodes 749 amino acids. Gene Ontology annotation, biological process: mismatch repair. Gene Ontology annotation, molecular function: ATP-dependent DNA damage sensor activity; ATP binding; mismatched DNA binding. Lineage: Eukaryota; Metazoa; Chordata; Mammalia; Dasyuromorphia; Dasyuridae.
GGGGGAGAGACUGGGAAAGGUCCUGAGAACCGCCAAUGAGCGGGCGCUAGGCGGUGCUGAGCUCCGAUGCAGAGGAAGCGGGAAAUUCUUUAGACUGGCCUUGAGUGGGCUGAUCUGAGGCUUCAUGGAGGGUUCGAAAUGAGAAAACUGAGAUCCAAAGUGGUUGAAUGAUUUGCCCAGAAUCAGGGCAAAACCCAGUGUAGAAACUGCUAAAGCCAUCAGGCCUAUAGAUCAUAAGUCUAUUCAUCAGAUCUGUUCAGGACAAGUGGUACUGAGUCUAGGCACUGCUGUUAAGGAACUAUUAGAAAAUAGUGUGGAUGCUGGAGCUACUAAUAUUGACUUAAAGCUUAAGGAGUAUGGAGCUGAUCUUAUUGAAGUUUCAGACAAUGGUCUUGGAGUAGAAAAAGAAAACUUUGAAGGCUUGACUCUGAAACAUUAUACUUCCAAGAUUCAAGAUUUUUCUGAUUUAACACAUGUUGAAACAUUUGGCUUUCGAGGAGAGGCUCUGAGCUCACUGUGUGCUUUGAGUGAUGUAAUGAUUUCAACUUGUCAUAAAUCAGCCACAAUUGGAACAAGAUUGGUUUUUGAUCAUAAUGGGAAAAUUGUUCAAAAGGCCCCUUAUCCCCGACCACAAGGGACAACUGUCAGUGUACAGCAGUUGUUUUCUACCCUGCCUGUGAGACAUAAAGAAUUUCAACGAAAUAUUAAAAAGGAAUUCACCAAAAUGGUACAGGUAUUACAAGCAUACUGUAUCAUUUCAACAGGUAUCCGAAUAAACUGCACCAAUCAGGUUGGACAAGGAAAACGUCAAACUAUUUUAUGUACAAAUGGAAACUCCACAGUAAAGGAAAAUAUUGCAGCAGUGUUUGGACAAAAACAGUUACAAACCCUCAUUCCCUUUGUGCAACUGCCCCCUAGUGAAUCAGUUUGUGAAGAGUAUGGUAUUAACUAUAAUGAUACACUACAUAAUCUCUUUAGUAUUUCAGGUUUUGUUUCCCGUUCUGACCAUGGUGUUGGAAGAAGUACAACAGAGAGGCAGUUUUUCUUUAUUAAUCAGCGGCCUUGUGAUCUUGCAAAGAUUUCCAGACUAGUGAAUGAAGUCUACCAUUUAUAUAAUCGGCAUCAGUAUCCAUUUGUUGUUCUUAACAUUUCUGUUGAUUCUGAGUGUGUGGAUAUCAAUGUAACCCCAGACAAAAGGCAAAUUUUAUUACAGGAAGAAAAACUUUUGUUGGCGGUACUAAAGACAUCUCUGAUUGGAAUGUUUGAGAGUGAUGUUAACAAACUUAGUCCCAACCAGAAGCCAUUGUUGGAUGUUGAAGGUAAUUUAUUAAAGAUGUGUUCAACAGAGAUAGAAAAACCCCCUCCAGAAAAGAACAAUCUCAUCUCAUUAAAUACCGGAGAAGAAAAAAGAACAUUAACUAUUGCCAGACUACGAGAAGCAUUUUCCCUUCAUCAUACAACAGAACAGAGUUCUCCAAAUCUGAAAACUCAUAAACAACCACAAGACUCUCCACGACAGAUAAAUCUUUUGUCAUUUUGCAGCACUCCAAGUCCUAAAAACUCCAAACGAAUCUCUGACAAACAGUGCAAGAGUCAGGAAGAAAUUCUGGAGUCAUCCCCAGGCAGAAGUAGCAGUAUGAAUCCAAAGCCAGUGGACAGUGACAAAGAUUCAGGACAUAGUAGCACUUCCACACAGUCGGAGGAAGGUUUCAGCACCCCAGGAAGGAGCACUCACAUUGGCAGAGAAUGUAUCAUGACCCUAACUGAAGAUUACACAUUUUCAGAAGAAACUGUUGAACCUGUUGAGAAAUCACUAGGAAGUGAUAAUCAGUUUUCAAUCACAGAAUGUAGUUUGGAAGAAAAAAGUAUUGAGAAUAAUUUCAGAAAUUUGCCUCAGGCAAGUAAUGACUCACCACUAAAAAGGAAGCGAUUUAAAAAGGAAAUGGCUUCUUUAAAUUUCAGUGUUUCCCCAAAGGUGAUGAAUUCUCAGGACUGUUCAGCAUCUCAAGUGGAUGUAGCUAUUAAAGUUAUUAAAAAGGAGGUGCCUCUUAGUUUCUCCAUGAGUUCUUUAACCAAACGGCUGCAGCAACUGCAGCAGCAGGAACAGCAAAGGGUAAAAGCACAAAAUUACAGAAGAUUUAGGGCGAAGAUAAGCCCUGGAGAAAAUCAGGCUGCAGAAGAUGAACUAAGAAAAGAAAUAAGUAAAGAUAUGUUUGCAGAAAUGGAGAUCAUUGGUCAAUUUAACUUGGGGUUUAUAAUAACCAAGCUGAAUACAGAUCUUUUCAUAAUUGAUCAACAUGCCACAGAUGAGAAAUACAACUUUGAGAUGUUACAAUUGCAUACUGUUCUACAAGGUCAAAGACUCAUAAUACCCCAGGCUCUCAAUUUAACUGCUAUCAAUGAAGCAAUACUAAUAGAAAAUCUGGAAAUAUUUAGAAAGAAUGGUUUUGACUUUGUCAUUGAUGAACUUGCUCCAGUCACAGAAAGAGUUAAAUUGAUUUCCUUGCCAACUAGUAAAAACUGGACAUUUGGACCACAGGACAUAGAUGAGAUGAUCUUCAUGUUAAGCGAUUGCCCUGGAGUCAUGUGCAGACCCUCUAGAGUUAGGCAAAUGUUUGCUUCAAGGGCUUGUAGAAAAUCUGUCAUGAUUGGAACUGCUCUUAACAAGAAUGAAAUGAAGAAACUGAUCUCACAUAUGGGUGAGAUUGAGCAUCCCUGGAAUUGCCCCCAUGGAAGGCCAACUAUGAGGCACAUAGCUAGCUUAAAUAUUAUUUCUCCAGACUAAUGAAUAAUUGUGCAUAAAAUUAUUCUUAUUUUGAAGAAUUGAAGAUUUUAUCAUGGAUUUUCUUAAUUUUGAAAGCAAAAAUUUAAGUACCUCUUUUUGUUUAAAAAUCAGUGUGCUACAUUACUUGCCAUGUAUCUUUAAAAUUUAUAUUUAACUCUGCUUGUGAAAUAUCUGUUCUUACUGAUUUUUAAAAUAUAUAUGUAUAUAUGUACAGCCAAGAACAUAUUUUGAGAAAUAAAGAGCAUACUUUAGAAGUUAUAUAAGGCUUGAAUUCACACAUUCUUUACAGAAAAUAUAUUUGGUUUGUACUUUAAACAUUACUACCUAAAUUAAUGUUAGUUUCAUGUACUUUGGAAUUAUGGUUUGUUCUAAGGAUAGGUCUCCUAACUGAAUUUAAUAAAAAAUUUAGUUUCAGUUUCCCUGUUAACUCUAUUAAAUUAAUUUUAUUUCCUUGAAAUUAAAAUUCUAGAAAUUUUUAAUCAUGGGUCCACAUUGUUAGUGCAAAUAUACAUCUCAUCUCAUUUGAACUUUGGCAAAAUGAAAAUAAAAGUGAAUAGAAUGGUUAACUGCCAAAGUGACUAGCAAAUAAAAAAAAAAAAAAAAAAGAAAAUCCACUGUAGGAUCUCCUCAUUCAUCUUAGAUCACCACAGAAUUGCUAGCUUAUUAUGUUUUUUAAUUUUAUAAUUAUUUUCCUUUAAAGAAUUUUACAAAGCCGACAGAUCUUGUGAUCUAAAAUAUAAAUAUAUAGAAUUAUAUAUAGAAUAUAAUGCCAACAAUAGCAAAAUUAUUAUUUUUCCCAUCCAAGGACAUGUUUAGAACCUGUAUAAAACUUGUGGCUUUUGGCGUAUCGUGAACUAUGUAGAAUACAACCCCAACAAAAUAGGCAAACUGGAGUUAAUAUACAAAUCACCUUUGAUCAACUAGCAGGUAAAGGUCAGUAUGCAGAUGAUUUAACACAGAUUAAUUACACUUUGAUAGCAUAUGAACAAAUUGCUGCUGCUAUCAAAGCAUGGAGCUCCCUCCCAGGAAAAGAUAGAGGAGAAGCCUUCACAAAAAUAGAGCAAGGUCCAAAUUAACCCUUUGCUGAUUUCCUGGUACGUCUGUCACAAGAACAAUGUGCAACAGGAAUAAUGAUAAAGCAACUUGCUAGAGAAAAUGAAGUUUGUAGAA